Thyridium curvatum is the source of this 1047-nucleotide messenger RNA. RefSeq lists its product as uncharacterized. The record is from RefSeq and is a predicted model, not a curated record. The transcript has a single exon. Gene Ontology annotation, biological process: L-glutamine metabolic process; oxaloacetate metabolic process. Gene Ontology annotation, molecular function: omega-amidase activity. Bases 1 to 1047 code for a protein of 348 amino acids. Lineage: Eukaryota; Fungi; Ascomycota; Sordariomycetes; Thyridiales; Thyridiaceae. Gene Ontology annotation, cellular component: mitochondrion.
AUGCGAACGGCCCUCCGUACACUGGCAUCUCUCGUCCGCGCCCCGAACCCGCUCUCCGUCUCGUCGUCCCCAAGAAGCUUCUUCCGCACCAUGGCCGCCACAACUACCGCCCACGCGCCGGUGCUCAAGCAGCCCGUCCGGCUCGCCUGCGUGCAGCUCAACGCCACGGCCGACAAGGCCGACAACCUGCGCCGCGCGCACGACCGGGUCCUCGAGUCGGCCCGGAACGGCGCCAAGAUCGUCGUCCUGCCCGAGUGCUUCAACGGCGUCUACGGCUGCGCCCACUUCCCCAAGUACGCCGAGGAGCUGCUGCCCUCGCCGCCGACCCGGGAGCAGAGCCCCAGCUUCCACGCCCUGUCGGCCGUCGCCAGGGAGGCCGGCGUGUACCUCAUCGCCGGCUCCAUCCCGGAGCUCGUCGUCGCGGAGGAGGAGGAGGAGGGGGCGGCGGAGGCCAAGAAGCGCUACUACAACACGUCCCUGACCUUCGACCCGUCGGGCAGCCUCAUCGCCACCCACCGCAAGGUGCACCUCUUCGACAUCGACAUCCCCGGCAAGUUCACCUUCCGCGAGUCGGACGUGCUCAGCCCGGGCAACAAGCUGACCGUCGUCGACCUGCCCGAGUACGGCAAGGUCGGCGUGGCCAUCUGCUACGACAUCCGCUUCACCGAGAUGGCCCUCGUCGCCGCCCGCAGGGGCGCCUUCGCCCUCGUCUACCCGGGCGCCUUCAACCUGACGACGGGCCCGCUGCACUGGCGGCUGCAGGGCCAGGCCCGCGCCAUGGACAACCAGCUGUACGUGGCGCUGUGCAGCCCCGCGCGCGACAUGGCCUCCGACUUCCACGCCUACGGCCACAGCAUGGUCGUCGACCCCAUGGCGCAGGUGCUGGCCGAGGCCGGCGAGGCCGAGGACAUCGUCUACGCCGACCUGACCGGCGACAAGAUCGAGGAGACGAGGAGGAGCAUCCCCCUGCGGGACCAGCGCCGCUUCGACCUCUACCCCGACAUCGCGGCGGGCAAGAUCCAGUUCGAGGACCCUGAGCUGAAGUAG